Messenger RNA from Aethina tumida (small hive beetle), 3324 nucleotides. It is a transcript of the gene pnt, whose product is annotated as ETS-like protein pointed. The record is from RefSeq and is a predicted model, not a curated record. Gene Ontology annotation, biological process: regulation of transcription by RNA polymerase II; cell differentiation. The transcript has 9 exons. Gene Ontology annotation, molecular function: sequence-specific DNA binding; DNA-binding transcription factor activity, RNA polymerase II-specific. Gene Ontology annotation, cellular component: nucleus. Bases 538 to 2136 code for a protein of 532 amino acids. Lineage: Eukaryota; Metazoa; Arthropoda; Insecta; Coleoptera; Nitidulidae.
UGGUGGGAGCCUGGCAAGUUUUCAAGCCGUCCCAAACUCUAUUCAACAGUCGGACUGCACAGGUGCGUUCAGCGCUUCCUUUGUAUUCCGUAGGUAAUUUUAACGAAAUCCCAUCCGAAAACGCCAUUGUUCGUCUUUUACUACAAUUUACUACAAGUUGGUACGGUGAUACCUGCGUCGGAAGACUUCCUAACUUGACUCGGACUUAGUUUAAAGAAAGGAGAAAAAAAAAACAGUGUGCAAGUGACCAUCGGUGGCGAUGUGCUGAAAGUUUGAAACCGCGAUUAUCUGAAACAAUAACGUAUAUACGCGCCUCGGGCCACUCCAGAAACUCUAUUUCAGUGCGAUUCCACAGAAAUCUUUAAAUAGACCAGUGACACUAUGGACAUAAUAUGAAGACGGUGCUAUAUGAUGACUCCCAUAAAAAUGUUGGUGAUCAUGUGCUUCAGUGAUGCUUAUUUUAAAUAACCACGUAGAUCAUUAAUUUAUUUAUUUAUGUGCUGUGUAUAUAUGUGUAAAAAUCCAACACUCUAGUCAAUGUAUAUAGACAUUUUAAGGCCUUACAGCGAUAUGGGCAUAAAAACAAUGAAAGCUUUCAGUAGACCAAAAGAUAUCCCGACGCAGGUUCCGCCACUGACGCCGGGUACGAACAAAACGAUGGCUGAGGCGCUAAAAGCGUCCUUUGCUUCGUGGGAAAAAGAACAAAUAAGAUUAAACAUUACCAAAGAUCCUCGUCAGUGGACAGAAAACCACGUGGCCCAUUGGUUGCAGUGGGCAGCCAAGGAGUUCUCCCUGGAGUGCAUUCCGUUGCAUCAGUUUAGGAUGAAGGGAAAGGACAUUUGCGCCAUGGGCAAAGACACCUUUUCGGCAAGGGCACCCGCCUUCGUUGGCGACAUUUUGUGGGAACACCUCGAGCUUCUCCAAAAAGAUGUUGAAAAAGAAAGGGCAUUAAGUCAAAACAUAGUUCCUAAUGCCAUGUACGAUUCUAUGUGCGUGCCGGAGAUGAGCUACAUUGACUACAGUCAAUUGCCCGAAGAUCGCAAACCAGUGGUCACCCCCGUUCCCCCAACGAACACCCCUGUGCCUAACAACAACAACUUUCUUCACGAGGGAGGUUAUGGCCAGUUGAGGAGUCCAGCCUGUCCGAGUACAGACGAAAUUAGAGACGAAAGCUCACCACCCCCACCGUCAUCUGCAUACAUCAACCUCCACCACAGAAGCCCCGCAUAUCACCAUCUGAAAGAUGGUUACAAAGGUUCGUGUCCACCAGGCAGCGAAUCGUCGGGUGGCAACUUCACCGGCCUGGAUAGCGGCAAUAUCCUACCGAACGAAGACCACCAGCCCCACAUGUUCCAGACGCCGUACCACUCGCCGGAAGAGCACGAGUACCAAGCGCUGGAAGCCAACCACCAGCAACCCUAUCUCGAGAGCUCCCCCGAGCUGUACGCGGCGAACAGCUUCAUCGAAUCCAAGUACCAUCCGCAGAACUUCGUCAAGAGUUACGUGAGAAGUACAGGAAGGUACAACGACAGCGAGACAUACGGAUACGGUUCGCCGUACGACGGCGCCUUCCAGACGGUGCCGAGCGCCACCAACAACGGCCAGGACCAGUGGGGCCAGAACCAUGACCUGUCCUCGUUGGCGCACGCGCACGGUCACACUCAUCCCGCUUUCCUGCCGACGGGAAUGGGACGCGAUCCCCUGACUCUGGGUCAGGACACCAAACCCAUGAUCACCAACGGGAUGAUCCAGGGCUAUCCUAACAAUGCGGGCGCCGGAGGACCUUGUUUCACAGGUUCGGGUCCGAUUCAACUGUGGCAGUUCCUGCUCGAGCUACUAACGGACAAGACCUGUCAAGGUUUCAUUUCCUGGACCGGUGACGGGUGGGAGUUCAAACUUACAGAUCCUGAUGAGGUUGCGCGGCGCUGGGGCAUCCGCAAGAACAAGCCCAAGAUGAACUACGAGAAGCUGUCGCGCGGUCUCCGAUACUAUUAUGAUAAAAAUAUAAUACAUAAGACUGCUGGCAAACGAUAUGUAUAUAGAUUUGUUUGUGAUUUGCAAACAUUACUUGGAUACAGUCCAGAAGAACUACACGCAAUGGUGGAUCUCAAACCAGAGAAAAAAGAAGACGACUGAACAAAUGUUCAAAACAAGAACUUUAUGAAUCUGCUGUUUUGAAAUGGUGCCUAAGAUAUUCCAAAAAACAAAAACAAAACAAAAUCAAACGUAAAUAACAUACAAUUUUAAAAUUAACAAAUUGCGUAUUUUUAUAGACUGUAAAUUCAUUUGUUAUGUAUCAAAGUUUAAAUGCUGUUUUUUGUUAAAUUUGUUCAAAAUUUGUCAAAUAAUAUUUAAAUGAUCGACACAUUUGCUGUGUGUUAAACUAUUAGCAAUACAUGAUGAUUCGCAGAUGAAUCGCAACAUAUUUUCUAUUUUUAAAUAAUUUUCAUUAGUUAGGUGCCAUUGUUAAAAUAGUUAUUUUUAUACAAACUUUCAACACUCUGAAUGGUUAGUCUGUGAAAAAGUUUACUAUAACAUUUGUAUUGUUCCAUGAUAAUUUAACACACAGUGCAAUCUGGAAAGGGACGUUCAUUGUAAAUUUACAAAGGACCGGAGUUGUGUAAAGAUUAAGUAAUAUAAAAUGAUCUGUAACAAUGUUCGACUUUCCAAGUUUAAUGCACAGAAAUAUUUUUAAUAAAUCAAACAUACAACGUGUGUGAUUUCUCAGAUAAUAAUUAAGCAACCGUUAAAAGGCUCUCUUUCACUAGAAAUUUUUCUUGAGGGUUUUUGCGUUUGUUAUUUCAACCUAAUUUGUAAAUAUCCAUAAAUAAUUAUUGUGAUAAGUAUAAUUAAAAAAUCGAAAUGGUUGAUCGAAAUGAACACACACAAAUUUAGUGUUCAACUAACACAUUUAUGCGGAUGUUUUAGUUGAACACUAACAAAUAUAUUCUUGUUUAUUUUGACCAAUCUAUGUAUUAAAUCUCAUUUUUAUACACCGUCUAUUCUAGUUUUAAAACUUGUUAUUUAAAUCAAAAUUGUGUUUUUCCCAGACGGUUGUUAAAAAUGUAACGAUGCAAAUGUUUUUCAAUCAGUUUUUGCAAUAACUGAAUUUUUAAAUGGAUAACUUUUUUACUAUUAAUGUGGUCUCAAUCGUCAAGUAUGUUUCUACAUAUUUAAGUUAUUAUUAAAAUAAAAAGUAUACAUAAUGACGGCAAAUGAUCUCGUUUAAGGGGUCAUCUUUGCCCAUGAUGUAUUUUAAUGUGUUAAAUAUACGUAUAAUGUAUUAAAUAAAUAAUGUUUCAAUAAAAUAUGGUUUUACCAUUA